CUGCCUUGCGUGCUCACGUGACAGGUCGGCGCGGCCCGGCUCUCGCAGUCGUCCAGGCCAGCGAAGAUGGCGGCCGAGAGGGAACCUCCUCCGCUGGGGGACGUGAAGCCCACCGACUUCGAGGAGCUGGAGGACGGAGAGGACCUGUUCACCAGCACGGUCUCCACCCUCGAGUCAAGUCCAUCCUCUCCUGAACCAGCCAGUCUUCCUGCAGAAGAUAUUAGUGCAAAUUCCAAUGGCUCCAAACCUGUAGAAGUCAUUCUAGACGAUGACAGAGAAGAUCUUUUUGCAGAAGCCACAGAAGAAGUUUCUUUGGACAGUCCAGAAAGGGAGCCUAUCCUCUCCUCCGACCCUUCGCCUGCAGUCACUCCUGUCACGCCCACCGCACUCAUUGCUCCUAGAAUCGAAUCAAAGAGUCUUUCUGCUCCAGUGAUCUUUGAUAGAUCCAGGGAAGAGAUUGAAGAAGAAGCAAAUGGAGAUAUUUUUGAUAUAGAAAUUGGUGUGUCAGAUCCAGAAAAAGUUGGUGAUGGCAUGAAUGCUUACAUGGCAUAUAGAGUGACAACAAAGACUUCUCUUUCCAUGUUCAGUAAGAGUGAGUUUUCAGUCAAAAGAAGAUUCAGUGACUUUCUUGGUUUGCAUAGCAAAUUAGCAAGCAAAUAUUUACAUGUUGGUUACAUUGUGCCACCAGCUCCAGAAAAGAGUAUAGUAGGUAUGACCAAGGUCAAAGUAGGUAAAGAAGACUCAUCGUCCACUGAGUUUGUAGAAAAACGAAGAGCAGCACUGGAGAGGUAUCUUCAAAGAACAGUAAAGCAUCCAACCUUGCUUCAAGAUCCUGACUUAAGGCAGUUCUUGGAGAGCUCAGAGCUGCCGAGAGCAGUUAAUACACAGGCUCUGAGUGGAGCAGGAAUAUUGAGGAUGGUGAACAAGGCGGCCGACGCUGUCAACAAAAUGACAAUCAAGAUGAAUGAAUCGGAUGCAUGGUUUGAAGAAAAGCAGCAACAAUUUGAAAAUCUUGACCAGCAACUUCGGAAACUUCAUGCCAGUGUUGAAGCCUUGGUCUGUCAUAGAAAAGAACUUUCAGCCAACACAGCUGCCUUUGCUAAGAGUGCUGCCAUGCUAGGUAAUUCUGAGGACCACACUGCCCUGUCUAGAGCCUUGUCUCAGCUUGCAGAGGUUGAGGAGAAGAUAGACCAGUUACAUCAAGAACAAGCUUUUGCCGACUUUUACAUGUUCUCAGAGCUUCUUAGUGACUACAUUCGGCUCAUUGCUGCAGUGAAAGGGGUAUUUGACCAUCGCAUGAAAUGCUGGCAGAAAUGGGAAGAUGCUCAAAUUACUUUGCUCAAAAAACGUGAAACUGAAGCAAAAAUGAUGGUUGCUAAUAAACCCGAUAAAAUUCAACAAGCUAAAAAUGAAAUAAGAGAGGAAAUUGAAGAGUGGGAGGCGAAAGUACAACAAGGAGAGAGAGACUUUGAGCAGAUCUCUAAAACAAUUCGAAAAGAAGUGGGAAGAUUCGAGAAAGAAAGAGUGAAAGAUUUUAAAUCUGUUAUCAUCAAGUACUUGGAGUCAUUAGUACAAACACAGCAACAGCUGAUAAAGUACUGGGAGGCAUUCCUACCUGAAGCCAAAGCCAUUGCCUAGCGAUAACGUUAUCCCUGUUAAGGAGACAUUGGAUUCCUCAGUGAGAUCAUCUAGAAACCAUCUAAAUAAACCACUAUAUAUUUUAUGAA
This is a messenger RNA of Peromyscus leucopus (white-footed mouse), 1727 nucleotides long. RefSeq names its product sorting nexin 2 (gene Snx2). The coding region runs from base 67 to 1638 and encodes 523 amino acids. Gene Ontology annotation, cellular component: retromer complex; endosome; endosome membrane. NCBI's taxonomy places the organism in Eukaryota, Metazoa, Chordata, Mammalia, Rodentia, Cricetidae. Gene Ontology annotation, molecular function: phosphatidylinositol binding. The transcript is spliced from 16 exons. Gene Ontology annotation, biological process: early endosome to Golgi transport; intracellular protein transport. The record is from RefSeq and is a predicted model, not a curated record.